UCCCAGUUGCCAGGGACUGGUGGUAUUACAACACAAGCUGGAGGGCUGUGAUUUCUCCUGCCAAGAUGAGAAAGGUGCCUCUAUGUUUUUAAAGGACAGCUAACAUUUCUCUCAACAGUUCAGAACAAGCAAAGCUAUAACUCCGUGGAGUUUGAGCUGACCUAUCGCCGGGCUCUGAAGGAAGCAUUGGUUCUCUUGGAAACCGCCUUGCCAUCAGGAGACAGUCCUCUAAAGAAAAAGCAUCCAGCCCAGGAAGACGCCCAGGAGCGAGCUUGGUUGCCACCUGCAACUACGCACAAAGCCCCACCAGACAGGGCUGAGGAACAGGAAAUCGAGGACACUCUCCCCGCAUCUGAAUUCGCGACAAACCCACGGUCGUCUCUCAGAACCAGAGUAGGGAGCCAAUCGCCCUGUUCCUCAAUGGAGGCCGCAAAGCGCCAUGAAGCUGUGGACACUUCUGCCAGCCCGGCUUCAGAAUGUUUGACUGUUGCCAGCCCUCUGGCAGUGCCUCCUUCGCAUAAAGGCUGCACUGUGGCCACCACAAGCCGGAGGAAGAGUUUGUUGGCAACUCCCAAGGAUGGCGAGUUGUCUAAGGAAGAACUGGGUUCUAUCGAAGAAGGGAUGCUGGUUUGGUGCAAGACCCGAGGAUACCCAUAUUGGCCUUCCGUGGUGAAGAAGAUGAAGUGGAAAGACAGGAAGGCCAUCGUGCUCUUUGUGGAGAAAGGCAUGGAGAACAAAAGCAAAGGCUUCUCUGUCUGUCUCAGAAACCUCAAACACUUCGAUUGCAAAGAGAAGCAGGCCUUCAUAGAUGAAGCCCAAGAAGAUUACAAGCACGAGAUCAACUGGUGCAUCCGUUCGAUAGAGGACUACCAGAUCAAAGUUGGUUGCAAUUCCUUCACAGGGUCCUUCUUGGAGUAUUGUUCCAAUCCCAUGACUCAGAGCAAGCGAAGCCGCAACUCCGUGAAGAGUGAGGUGCCAUCAGGAGCCGAUCCUCUGAAGAAGCAUCCGACCCAGAAAGACGCCCUGGAGCGAGCUUGGUUGCCACUUGCAAUUACGCAGAACACCCUGCCAGAGCAGGGUGAGGAGCAGGAAAUCAGGGAUGCUCUCCCCUCAUCUGAACUCGCAGCAAUAAAAAACGAGCCCAUUCUUUGUUCUGGGGAGUCUCCCCACCGUGAAGCGGUGUGCCACGGUCAUGUGGGCAAUGAAGGCUUGGAGGGUCAGCCAUGCUGUGGCAUUUCUAAAGCCAAAGGCCUGCAGUUGUCGCUCAGGACCAGAGUGGGGAGCAAAUUGUCCUGUUCUUCAAAGAAGGCCAUAAAGCAGCACGAAGCUGUGGACGCUUCCACCUGCCUGGCUUCAGAAUGUUUGACUGUUACCAUCCCCCCGGCGGUGUCUCCUUCAUGCAAAAGCCACGCCAGGGCCAUGGCAAGCCGGAGGAAGAGUUUGUUGGCAUCUCCCAAGGAUACCGAGUUGUCCAAAGAAGGUGAGGCGACCCCGAAAGGAUCCGACCGAGUGUCCAAUGACAAUCAAAAUACUUUGAAUGGAACUCUGUCACAGAACCACACAACUGCGUCUUCCACUUCAAAAAAACAUCAUAGGCUUUGCCUGGAAGACUUGGAUCUGAAGCCUUUGCCCAAGAGACCAGCUUUCAAAGGGGAGGGAGACGAAAACUGGAUUUUCAACAGGGAACCAUCAAAGCUUCUGAGCGCUGAUGCUGGAGACGGUCUGGAGUCCAGCUCUGACCUUUCCCUGUCUCCUGUCAGAACGAGGUCCUUCACUCGCGCUAUCAGCAGCGAGGAGGAGGAUGAGGAGUUGCCCAGCUUCUUCCUGCCUCAAGAACUGGGUCCUAUCAAAGAAGGGAAGCUGGUUUGGUGCAAGACCCGAGGAUAUCCAUACUGGCCUGCAGUGGUGAAGAAGAUGAAGCGGAAAGACAGGAAGGCCAUCGUUCUUUUUGUGAUGAAAGGCAUGGAGAACAAAGGCAAAGGCUUCUCUGUCUGUCUCAGAAACCUCAAACACUUUGAUUGCAAAGAGAAGCAGGCCUUCAUAGAUGAAGUCCAAGGAGAUUACAAGCACGAGAUCAAAUGGUGCCUCAAUUUGAUAGAGGACUACCAGAUCAGAGUUGGUUGCAAUUCCUUCACAGGGUCCUUCUUGGAGUAUUGUUCCAAUCCCAUGAGCUUUCCGGUGCGAAACGAAGGCCUCCCACACCGGUCCUUGAUGAAUUUCUUGAACGUUGAAGAGGAGGAGGGCCAGGGCACUCCUUCCAAGGCGACUCGGCCGAAGCGGGCCAAACUGCUCCCCGACCGGACGCGGGCGGCAAGGGACAAGGCCAACCAAAAGCUGGUGGACUUCAUCGUCAACGCCCAAGGGGCCGAGGAGCACCUCCAGGCCAUCCUGCGGCAGCAGAAGUCCUCGCGAUGGCUGGCCCAAUUCCUCCCCGGCCAGCAGCACGUCAAGUACAUAGAGACCUACCUGGAGGAUGACACCCAGCAAGACCUGGUGUUCCACUAUUUGGAGGGGGUUUAUCAUCGGACGGGCAACAAGGUCCUGCCGGGCUUCUGCCGCGACAGGGUCCGCUUCAUCUUGGAUGUCCUUUUCCCAGAGGCCAUCAUUUAUGCAAUUGCAGCCGUGGAGAAAAUCGAGUAUCAGAAGGCUGAGGAGAAAUACUUCAAGGGGCCACCUGUGAGCCAACGGGAAAGGCGCAUAUUUGAGGAGAAAAUUUGGAAACAGUGGAGAGCGCAGGAGCUGCAGGGCAAACAGGCACCUACGGAAGAUAGCCCCUGAGACCUGAGGAAGAAGGACCCCAGUUGCAUUUAUUUCAGGCUUAUCUUUAAUUGUUUUUAAAUCAUUGUAACCAUUCAAGGAAGCUGGGAGGUGUGAUUCCUCAAUCAAAUGCAAAAUGCUCAGAGCCUGUCUGCAGAAAUCUACCCCUCAAAGCCUCCAGCAAAGCCUCUUUGGCUCCUGUUCAAAGCCUCUUUGGCUCCUGUUAUAUCAUCUUUGAUUCCUUGACCCUAUAUACAAAAUGUUUUAAAUCUGUUCAAAUUGAAUUUAAUAAAAAAAAAUGAAUGUUCUGCAACCUGAA
Anolis sagrei ordinatus is the source of this 3076-nucleotide messenger RNA. The record is from RefSeq and is a predicted model, not a curated record. NCBI's taxonomy places the organism in Eukaryota, Metazoa, Chordata, Lepidosauria, Squamata, Anolidae.